This is a messenger RNA of Lotus japonicus, 381 nucleotides long. Its product is annotated as nuclear transcription factor Y subunit C-4-like. Gene Ontology annotation, biological process: regulation of DNA-templated transcription. Gene Ontology annotation, cellular component: nucleus. The transcript has a single exon. The record is from RefSeq and is a predicted model, not a curated record. Gene Ontology annotation, molecular function: protein heterodimerization activity; DNA-binding transcription activator activity, RNA polymerase II-specific. NCBI's taxonomy places the organism in Eukaryota, Viridiplantae, Streptophyta, Magnoliopsida, Fabales, Fabaceae. The coding region runs from base 1 to 381 and encodes 126 amino acids.
AUGAGGCAAGCUGGUGCAUAUUCAGGUUUGUUGUGUGGUGGCAUUUCAGGAAGAACAGGUCCUCAUUCUCUUCCUUUGGCGAGGAUCAAGAAGAUUAUGAAGAAGUCUGGGGAGGAUGUUAAGAUGAUAUCAGGGGAGUCUCCUAUUAUUUUUUCCAAAGCUUGUGAGAUCUUCAUUGAGGAGCUUACAAGAAGGUCAUGGAUCAUGGCCAUGCAAGGCAAAAGGAGAACUUUGCAUAAAGAUGAUGUGGCCUCAGCUGUAAUUGCCACUGAUGUCUUCGACUUUUUGAUCACUUUGGUUUCUGAUUCUUCUGCUGGAAGUCCUUCAGAUGAUAGUGCUGCAAGUGACACCACCACCACGCAAAUGGAAACUAGUUUGUAA